Harmonia axyridis is the source of this 1781-nucleotide messenger RNA. RefSeq lists its product as uncharacterized. The coding region runs from base 1 to 1680 and encodes 559 amino acids. Lineage: Eukaryota; Metazoa; Arthropoda; Insecta; Coleoptera; Coccinellidae. The transcript has a single exon. The record is from RefSeq and is a predicted model, not a curated record.
AUGGAGUACUUACAAGUACACGCUGUUGUGUUACCUGAAAUUACCAACAAUAUACCUUCUGCCCCUUUGUCACAGGAAAUAAUUAAACAUUUCGAGCACUUGAAUUUGGCUGACGAAACAUUUCAUAUUUCUCAACCAAUAGAUAUUCUCCUAGGUGCUGAUACUUAUUCUAUCGUUUUUGAACGUGACGGUCGUGUUUCGUCUCCUGGAUAUCCUACUGCCGUAAAUACAUUUUUCGGUUGGACAAUCAUAGGUCCCAUAAAUGAAAUGUGUUCCUCUAAGAAGUCAGUACUUUUGACUAAAUCUGAUCUCAGCGAACAGAUGCAAAAAUUUUGGUCGUUGGAAGAAGUUGGAGAAACUAAUAUUAUAGAUCCUGUAGAUGAUUACGUGGAAAAACAUUUCGUAUUUACUCAUUUACGUGACGAAAGUGGUCGCUAUGUAGUGUCAUUACCAUUCAAGUUGGAUAAUCCAAAUCCAGUGCUUUCUUUUAAUUCAAAAAGAUCAUUGAAAUCUUACUUCUCUCUCGAAAAUCGAUUGAUGAAAGACGAAGCUUCCUUGAAUUUAUAUAACGACUUUAUGUCAGAAUAUUUGAAAUUGAAUCAUUUGUCACGUGCCAAAACUUCCAAUAGUUAUGUGAUACCGCAUCAUGUUGUUCGUAAAGACUCUAGCUCAACCACGAAGCUGCGAGUUGUAUUUAACGCCUCAGAUUUAGAUAGUUUGGGUAAAUCGUUGAAUGAUAUGUUGUUGGGAGGUCCCAAAUUACAGAAAGAUAUUCAAAUAAUUUUACUUUCAUUCAGAAUGUAUCCUAUAGUAAUUUGUGCAGAUAUAGAGAAAAUGUACAGACAAAUUCUAGUAUGUCCUUCAGACCGCAAAUUUCAACAUAUAUAUUGGCGUUCAUCCCCGGAUCAGCCUGUAACAGAAUUCGAAUUGAACACCGUCACUUAUGGUUUGAAACCUUCGGCGUUCUUGGCUUUACGAGUGUUGAAACAACUCGUAUUUAACGAGGGAAAGGAUUUUCCUAGAGCAUCUAAAGUUUUAGAUGAUGAUAUAUAUGUCGAUGACAUUUUAACCGGUGCCUUUAAUUUUCAGGAAGCUAUCGAACUGCGUGAUGAGCUUCAGGAAAUGUUGAAGAAAGGCGGAUUUUCUUUGAAAAAGUUUUCGAGCAACUGUCUCGAUAUUUUGCAUGACCUGCCCCCUGAUCAUAUUGAGGCUAAGUUAGAUUUUAACGAUGAUAGCAAGGGAAUAAAAAUUUUGGGUUUGAGUUGGAUUCCAGCAAUAGAUUCUUUCAUUUUUAAUGUAAAUGAAUUCAAUGAAAAACCAAGUAAACGUUCAAUUUCAUCCUACAUUGCACGUAUAUUCGAUCCAGUGGGCUUUUUAUCACCUAUUGUAAUUUCAAUGAAGCUUUUAAUACAAAAAUUAUGGUCGGAAAAACAUGAUUGGGAUGACCCCUUGUCAGAUGCUUGUCAUGGUGACUGGUCGAGAAUAGUGAAUGAAAUUCAGUUGCUAUCAAAUAUUAAAAUUCCACGGUCAAUUAUUUCUGCUCCUGAAAGUAGCGUUAUAUUAGCGGGAUUUUUUUUAUUUAUUUAUUUAUUUAUUUAUUUAAUAACUACACCCAUCUACAGCCUAAGCCAAUUACAGAAUGGGGAAAAAUACAAAAUUACAAUAAACAAUACAAAAUAGUAUAUAUACAGAUAGCUUCUUAAAGAAAUUGCGACUCUAAAACAGCCCUUUUUAUAUCAAAAUGAGUACAGCAAAAAAUGUCUAAAAUAUUCUGAACAUUG